AUGUCGAUUCACUGGAGUGAUGAGUUUGGCUUCGAGCUUUGGCUGCUCACCAAAGAAAGCCAAUGGAUUGAUCCCUGCUUGCGUCACAUGGCUACUGGUGUCGCGGGUCAGUACGGAUUGCUGGUGGUGAGGCUGCCAGCGGCAGAAGCAACCUUACUUCUUCAGCUCUAUCCUGAAGACUUGGGCAAAAGACUAUAUUUCUACGAUAUUUUGACCAAACUGCAGGUGGUGUUGAGCGGGCAGUUUCCAGUGACGAUGAAUCUGGCAGAGUUCCUGCGAUAUCACCUUGGUCUCACUGGAACCAAGAUUGGUUGUGGAGAGGCGAGUGGCACUGGAACUGGCUGGCUGUUGGAGCUCGAGACCAUCUCAAAAGAGAAGGUUCAGUUGGCAGCUGUAGUGAAGCAUUUGAAGUUAGUGGCACAUCCACAGGUGAGGGACGUGGCCAGCUGGGCUGGAAACGUGAUGAUAGCCAAGACCCAUCCGGAUUUCCCCAGUGACAUUUGCUUGUUGCUCAGCACUUUGGGGGCGAAGCUCACCUUGAUGAAUGCCUCCAAAAAGACAGAGGUGGUGGAGAUCAUUUCGUUCCUGUCAGAUUCAAGCUUACCACGUCAGGACCAAGCUCAGAUCAUCCAUAGUGUCACUAUUCCUUUUCCAGGCCCUGACAAUUUCUUGGACACAUUCAAAGUGAUGCGUCGGCACAUGAACACUCAUGCAGAGGUCAAUGCAGGCUUCCUUUUCCAAUUCAAUGGUGGCGCAGAGGUUGCCAGCACCAGGCUGGUGAUUGGCAACAUCGAGCACAAGCCAUUUGUGGCAACAGAGACAUCCAAGGCCUUGCUGGGGAAGAGCCUGGACUCUGCGACGAUCUCAGCAGCCUCGAAAGUCCUGGAGCAAGAAUUGAAGGCCCAUCUCAUGGAGCCAACAGUUCCCGAGCCACCAUUUGUGGUGGUCGAUCCUCAAUAUCGUCUUAGUUUGGCUACGCAGCUCUUUGUGAAGGCGGCGCUCCGUGCGCGAAUGAAUCGCUUGGGCAGCCAAGCGCUCUCUGCCGAUGAACGCUCCGCAGCAGAGGAACCUCAACGCCCGGCCAGCUGCGGAGCACAGCACUUCACUGUCGAUCAUUCUACUGCCCCUGUGGGGCAGCCGAUGGAGAAGUUCCAGGGCUUGGACCAAGCCUGUGGCACCGCCCAGUUCGUGGCAGACACGCCUUUGCUGCCUCGAACUCUUUUUGCUGUGCCUAUCCUGGCGGAGCGCGUGGCUCUCCUGCAGCGCAUUGAUGCGGCUGACUGCCUGGAGGUCACAGGUGUUCACUCCUUUAUCUCUGCGGCUGAUGUGAAAGAUGUGGGAGCUUCCAAUGACCUGAAGACCACCUACCCGGGCAAGAUCUUCGCUGAUGCUGCAGAGAAGACUUCACACUUGGGCCAGUUCAUUGGCCUUGUCCUGGCAGAAAGCUUCGAGGCAGCACGUUCUGGUGCCCGGCUCGUCCAUGUGGACUAUGAGGAAAGCUCAGAAGUGACGACUACCAUAGAUGCAGCCGUCCAGAGAGGUGCAGUGAAGGAGCGACACGGCCUCUUGAGCGUGGGAGCGAAGGUCACUGGCUCACAGACGCUGCAAGGGCGACUGGUAUCUUCGGGGCAGAAGCACUUGUACUUGGAGACACAGACAACCUAUGCAUAUCAUGAUUGCAACGGAGGUUUGGUCUUCAACACGGCCUGCCAAACGUUGGAUUGGGCGCAGACUCAGAUGGCAAAGACCCUCAACAUGCCCAAGAGCAAGAUCACUGUGCAGAACCAACGCCUCGGUGGUGCAUAUGGUGGAAAGGCAAUGCUUUUUGCUCCUGUCUGUGGGGCUUGCGGUGUGGCCGUGCUGAAAAGCAAGCGCCCGGUUCUGCUACAGAUGGACAGGACUUUGGACUUUCGUGCCUUUGGUGGCCGAGCUCCCUUUGAUGCCUCGUGGGAUCUCAGCCAUGAGAAUGGGAAGAUUGUGAGCCUCAAACAGGAAGUGCUGCAGAACGUGGGAACGGACAUGUUGGGCUUCUCCCAAGCGUCCAGUGUGAAUUGCUACAACAUCCCCCACGCGCAACUUCACUGCAAAGGUGUCAUCACAAACCUGCCAGUGAACACCUGGAUGCGAGCGCCUGGUGACUUCGAAGGAGCUUUCAUCAUGGAGGCCAUCAUGGAGCAGGUGGCACGAGCUGUGGGCCGAGAUCCUGUAGAAGUGCAGGAACUGAACUUAGCCGAAGGCAUGCAGAAGGCUUGGCAAAGAUUGAAGGCAAAGGUUGCUUAUGAGGAGACCCGAAAAGCAGUGAAGGACUUUAACAGCCAGAGCCGCUACCGGAAGAAAGGCCUGUAUUGUAUGGGAUCCCGCUAUCAGUUGGAGCCAAACACCUUCAUGGAGAAGUGCUUCCUCAGGGUCCAUGAUGAUGGUUCGGUACUUCUGGAGCACACUGGCCUCGAGGUGGGUCAAGGCAUUGACACCAAAGCACUUCAAGCUUGCACCAUGGCAUUGCGGAAGAUUGCGGAAGACUUCCAGAUGGAUCAGAUUCAGCUUCGGCUUCCAAAAACCACUGGAGACUUCAGCUGGCGAGGUGUCAUGGGCACCUUCAGCAGUGUGACAUCUGAAACUGUUGUUAGUGCUAUCCUCGAUGCCUGUGCCAAGCUCCAGAAGGAGCUGCAGAAAUGGAUAGCGCCUGGCCGCGGCUGGACAGAGGUCAUCUCCUUGGCUACCAAAGGUGGUGCCCAACUCUCACAGGCCGGUGUCACGGAUCAAGCUGCUAUGGAGAAGUACAGUCUCUUCAGCGCAGGUUGUGCCCAGGUAGAGAUCGAUGUCUUGACGGGUGAGACACAAGUGAACUCCUUCGACUUGGUCUACGACUCUGGAAAGAGCCUGAACCCGGCGGUGGACAUUGGCCAGAUUGAGGGCAGCCUCAUUCAAGCCUUGGGCUUCUCACUCUUGGAGGAGGAAACCCGCGGCAAGGAUGGACGCCUCGUCAAUUGUGGCACCUGGGACUACAAGGUACCAAGCGGGAAUGAUAUCCCAGUACGUCUCGAUGUGGAGCUGUUGCCUUGCCAGACGCCUUCAGCACCUGUUCUGGGAUCCAAAGCUUCCGGUGAGCCUGCACAGCUGCUGGGAGGUGCCUUCUUCUUCGCAGUGAAGGAUGCUAUUGGCUAUGCUCGCGAAGAGCAGGGCCUCUCCCGCAACUUCCGCUUGGACCCCCCGGCUUCGCCCGCCAGGCAGAUGUCGCAAGCAUUGAGAUGUGAGCUAGCAAAUGCAUUAGCCGGUGAGUAUCGUGAGCAAGUUGAAGCCUUGAAGAAGGAAAAGGAUGCUGUGCAGAGCGAGGCCGACAAGAUACGGAAGUCUGCGGACAAGGCAAAUGCAGAUGUCCAAGAGGCACGGUCUGCAUUGGAGUCCAAGGUGAAGGAGGUGGAGCGGCUGAAGAGCUCUGUGCAAAAGGCAGAGAGAGAAGCUUUAGAGUGGAAAGCCGCUGCCGAGCAACGAGCACAGGAGGUGAAGGAGGUUCUGGUGGUCCAAGCAAAAAAGGAUACCUCCGAACUGGUGAAAAAGAAGGAAGAGGUUACGCAGGCCAAGAAGUCCACAGAUGAGGCCAUCAAGAAGCUGGAAGAUGCCAAGAAGCAGCUUGCAGAGGCCAGUGGCAAAGUCAGCGAGGCAGAGGCUCGCGCCAGUGCUGCAGAGAAAGCUGCGGCCUCUGCAAAAGACCGUGCUACUGCAGCAGAGCAGAAGCUUGAGAGUGUCAAGCAAACAGUUCGCUCAGAGGCUCAGCAAGAUGCCUCUAGAUUGGUGAAGACUGCCGAGCAGGAACGUCAAAGGGUGCAAGAAGCGCUGGAUCUUGCCAUGACGGAGGCCAGAGAGUUGCGAGCGAGCAUGAAGCUCGAGAGCGAACAGGCGGAGACAAAGACCAACUCGCUUGAAGCAGAUUUGGAGAGCCGUACUCAGGAGCUGCAGAGAAAAGACUUGUUGCUGGAUGAAGCAAAAGCUCAGCUACGUGUCUUAAAGCAGGAAUCUGAAGCUACUGAGAAGAGGCUGCGUGAUGAGCUGCAAGAACAAGUUGAGUCCUUGCGACAAGAACAAGAGCAUGAGGCGCAGCAGCUGCAAACACAGCUGGCAGAGGCCCGGACAAAGGCCGAUGACUUCCGCCAAGAGUCGGAGCGCAUCAUUGAAGAGGAGAACGGGGAAGGGUGA
Durusdinium trenchii is the source of this 4194-nucleotide messenger RNA. Lineage: Eukaryota; Dinophyceae; Suessiales; Symbiodiniaceae. The record is from the annotation of a GenBank genome assembly.